AUGGAUGGGAUUGAACUGUUAAUGGUGGGCCACGCAAAAACUAUAAAAUCUUUUUCAGCUAGACGGCAAGCAAUAGCUAAAAACAAAAUAGCUAAAUUGAUCGAGGAACUAGAGUUGGAACAAAUCGAUGAAGACACAGCAACAUCAUCUUCGUCUCAGUCGUCUCACUAUAGCAUGCCAUCAGUGACUCCAACGAGUCCGAAGCCGUCGAUUAUGAGCAAUUAUAAUAGUGCUGACAAUUUAGAUGCAAUGUACUAUCAGUUGUAG
This is a messenger RNA of Macrosiphum euphorbiae (potato aphid), 267 nucleotides long. Lineage: Eukaryota; Metazoa; Arthropoda; Insecta; Hemiptera; Aphididae. The record is from the annotation of a GenBank genome assembly.